AUGGCUACCGAUUACUCUAAGAAAACCAACGCCGAGCUUGUCGAGAUCCUCAAGUCUCGAGGCCUCCCUCACGGCGGGAAGAAGGCCGACAUGGUUGCGCGCCUCCAGGAAAACGACAACGCGAGCGCCGCUGCGCCUGCCCAGACCGAGAAUGCCGAGGAUGUAAUCGACUGGGAGGAUGAUGAGGCUCCUGCUUCUGGUGCUGCCACAGCCGCGAAACCCGCUGAGGCUGCGGCCCCUGCUCCUGCUGAGAACGCAGCACCCCAGGCUGAAGGAACGAAGACAGAGGAUGCAGCCCAGAGCGCGGAAGCAACCCAAGAAGGCGGCGCAGAGUCUGCAGCUGCAGGAACAGCAGAGGGGCAGGAAGCUCAGCAACCCGCGGAAGAGAAGCCCGUGCCUAACUUCUCAAUCGGUCUUUCUGUGACAGACCUUGAGGAGGAAUUGAAGAAGCGUAAAGCUCGCGCGGAGAAGUUUGGUAUCACGGAAGAGUCUCAGGCUGCGAUUGACAGUGCGGAGAAGAAACUUGAGCGGGCUAAGCGGUUCGGAACUGCUGGUGAAGAAGACGCCAGUGUUGAAAGUGUUAGCCGACUUGACCAGGCCCUGCCAGAGCGAUCACGGAAGCGAGGCCACGGUGACAACGAGCAAGGUGGUCGUGGAGGUAAGAGACGGAACUUCCAAGGGCGGAACAACCAGCGCAACCGUGGGCGUGGCAACCGGAACCAGGGCCAGAAGAGUAGUACGAAUAACGCGGCGAAUGGCUUGAGCGAAAAGGACAAGGCGGCCUUGGAGGCUCGGAAGAAGCGCUUCGCAGCCGGCGCGUGA
Aspergillus versicolor CBS 583.65 is the source of this 822-nucleotide messenger RNA. Its product is annotated as SAP domain-containing protein. The coding region runs from base 1 to 822 and encodes 273 amino acids. The record is from RefSeq and is a predicted model, not a curated record. Lineage: Eukaryota; Fungi; Ascomycota; Eurotiomycetes; Eurotiales; Aspergillaceae. Gene Ontology annotation, biological process: poly(A)+ mRNA export from nucleus. The transcript has a single exon. Gene Ontology annotation, cellular component: nucleus.